AUGGACGACCCUAUCAGUGAGGAGACUAGCAACAACAACAUCAACGAUGACAUUAUAGUAGAGUCAUCAUCAAAGAGCAUUGACAAUGAUGAGGUGGUCGUCGCUGAAGAAUCAUCAUCAUCUUCAGCUUCAGCUUUACCUCUACCUUUACCUUCCCUUGAGAGCAGCACAAGUACUAGUACACCAACAACAACAACAACAGAGACACCAAACAAUAAUAUAUUAAAGAUUGUAGAAUUAUUAAAUAAUGUAACACUAUCAUCAAACAACAAUAACAUUCAAUCGAGUGACAAUAGCAGUAACCAUUCAGAUCAACAAUACACAUUAUUCAAAAACUAUGUAAAGGGAUUGAAUGAUAUGACGUAUCAUCGCAUGUUGUCUUGUCAAUCGGCCAUUAGAAACUACCGCAGAUCGUAUACUGCGUCGUUGGGGCCGUCUGACAUGCUCAAGAAUGCUCGUGCCAUCUAUGACAACUAUUUGGACAAGUCUUUGAUUCCACUCGAUUCAUCGUUGAGAGCUACCGUCAAAUUCCUCGCUUCCCCACUCGGCGGCUCUGCCAACUCUUCAGGCACACGAUCAAUCGACAAUAUAUUGAAUAAUAGUGGAGGUGGACUAUUCACAAAUUCUGGUUAUGAAUCUGGUUUAUUCUCUUCUCUCACUUCCCCAACUGAGAGUAAUAAUAAUAAUAAUGAGUCAUCAUCGUCAUCACCAUCAAAUAGUGGAUUUCAACCAAUUAAUAAUAAUAAUAAUACUGUCAAUACCAAUACCAAUUCACCUACCUCUUCCAUUGAUUCAAAUCAAUUACUCAAUGAAAUGGAAAUAUUAAAUCGUAUUACCAUUAAUCUAUUUGAUGCUGUUGAAGAGUAUAUAUUACAAAAGUUGGAAGUUGAAUAUAUAAAGUUUAUCAAUUAUCAACAUUCAAAUCAAAAUAACCAAAAUAACAAUUCAAUUAGUCCUAUUCAAGAUGUCAUUUCACCAUUAUCACCGUUACAACCACUUACCACCACCACCACUACUACUACGACUACAUCAACAUCAACAUCAUCUACUUCAUCAUCAACUUUAUCAAAAAACAAUAUACUUGAAAAUGAAAUAUCAAAGGGACAACAAACAAAUCAUUAUUAUAUAAAUAAUAAUAAUGUACAACAACAAAAGAAAUUAGAUUUUUUUAAAUUGGCAGGAGAAUUGGUAGAGAGAGACAAUUAUCCAAUGUAUUAUAUCGAUAAUUUGACGGGAGAGACUAUCCCAUCGCAAUUGUAUUUGACGACGUUUCGGUUUGUGAUUGUGAGCAAACUGACCAACCAAGAGCUGAUAUCGGUGCCGUUGGCGAUGAUAUACCGUAUCGAUCGCACCAACACGUUCCGUAUCGACCAGGUCAUCUCCAUGUGGUGCAAGGAUUUUAGAAGGGUCGACUUUUUCAUUAUACCACGCGAGGUCUAUCCAUCGGCCGAACCCAGUCCCCAACAAGACCACACUAUCCCAUUGAUCAUGCGAUUACGCUCGAUUGCAUUCCAAGACGCCUCUCAACUAUUUGCCUAUCGUUUCCAAAUGGAUCCCAAGCAAAUGACAGAUGGCGAUGGUUGGAAGGUGUACGAUACAUUCUCUGAAUUUAUCCGUCAGAAUUUAGACUUUCAAUUGUGGCGGCCAAGCGAGAUCAACUGCGAGUAUGCCAAUGCGACGUACCCCAGUCGUCUGUUUGUGCCCUAUCUCAUCGCUAUCCUCGACGCUCUCUACUCGUGUCAGUACGGUACAUUCCUCGGCAACACUGAAAAGGAGCGUGGACAGAUCAAACUACGUACCGUCUCGCUUUGGAGUUUCCUCAAUACUGUCAAACACUAUUUUAUCAACCCAUUUUACAAUGCUGCCAAGACCAGUCACCCCAAAAUCCCCACUGCCCAGACUUGGCGUUCCGAACACAUCCAACUUUGGCGCAACUACUAUCUCCGUUACUGGCGCAACCCUCUCAAGGAACCAGUCUCCUUUAAAAACAUUUCGCUCGACCUCAAGAGUGAAAAUGAAGAGUUGAAAAAGAAAAUUGAAAUGUUGGAAACUUUAAACAGACAAUUAAUUCAACAACAAGUUAAUAAUAUUCAAUCAGAAUUUUCAAAGGAUAAAGAUAAAGAGAAAGAAAAAGAUAAACAACAACAUUCUACUGAUGAAAUAACCACAACCACAACUCCUCAAGAUAGCAAACAACAAUAA
This is a messenger RNA of Cavenderia fasciculata, 2202 nucleotides long. RefSeq lists its product as uncharacterized. The transcript has 3 exons. Lineage: Eukaryota; Evosea; Eumycetozoa; Acytosteliales; Cavenderiaceae. The coding region runs from base 1 to 2202 and encodes 733 amino acids. The record is from RefSeq and is a predicted model, not a curated record.